Motacilla alba alba is the source of this 1002-nucleotide messenger RNA. It is a transcript of the gene METTL26, whose product is annotated as methyltransferase like 26. The record is from RefSeq and is a predicted model, not a curated record. Lineage: Eukaryota; Metazoa; Chordata; Aves; Passeriformes; Motacillidae. Bases 1 to 621 code for a protein of 206 amino acids. The transcript is spliced from 6 exons.
AUGCAGGUCCCGGCGGCCGCGGAGCGCAACAAGGGCCCGAUCCUGGCGGUGCUGCGGCAGUGCGCGGCGCCGGGCGCGGGGCCGGGCGCGCUGCGGGUGCUGGAGGUGGGCGCGGGCGCGGGGCUCCACGCUGCGCACUUCGCGCGGGCGCUGCCGCAGACGCGCUGGCAGCCCUCGGACAUCGACCCGCGGGCGCUGCGCAGCAUCGCUGCCUACGUGGAGGCCACAGGGGUGCCCAACCUGCUGCCCCCCAUCCAGCUGGACGUGUCACAGGGCUGGGAGACCUGGGGGGGCAUCCAGCCCGCCACCCUGGACCUCCUCGUCAGCAUCAACAUGAUGCACAUUGCAGAGCUGCGCUGCACCGAGGGCCUGUUCAGGGGUGCCGGGGUGCUGCUGAAGCCCGGAGGUGUGCUCUUCACCUAUGGGCCCUAUGCCGUGGACGGCCGGAUCAGCCCCCAGAGCAACGUGGACUUUGACCGCAGCCUGAGGCAGAGGAAUCCCGCCUGGGGGCUGCGGGACACGGCGCUGCUGCGGGAGCUGGCCGAGGCCAACGGGCUGUGCCUGGAGAGGAUGGUGGACAUGCCGGCCAACAACAAGAGCCUGAUCUUCCGCAAGCUGUAAUCUGCCCUGACAGCACUUCCUCCCGGCGCUGCUGUCCCCACUGCUGCCUCCUGCAGGGUGUCACCGUCCCACCGAGGCUGCCACUGGGGCUAGGGGCGGCAGGGAUGGGACGGAGUCCCUCUCACCCAGCUGGGGCUGACUUGGCUGGGCGGGGUCCAUCUCCCCUGGUGCCUUUGGGGCUCCCUUUGCAGUGGGGUGCCCCAGCCUGGGCCACAAGACCCGGCACAGCUGCCUCGGGGGGGCACAGGUUGGGGGAGGGGCGGUACCCCUGGGCAUGGGGGAGACUCCUUGCUCCAUUUCCUCAGAGGAUGCUGUGCUGAUGGGUGUCUCCCUUCCCCCUUUCUGCAGGAUUGUGCUGCUGCCCCCCCAAUAAACUCUGUG